Plutella xylostella (diamondback moth) is the source of this 1424-nucleotide messenger RNA. Its product is annotated as apolipoprotein D. Gene Ontology annotation, molecular function: pigment binding. The record is from RefSeq and is a predicted model, not a curated record. Lineage: Eukaryota; Metazoa; Arthropoda; Insecta; Lepidoptera; Plutellidae. Gene Ontology annotation, biological process: lipid metabolic process; response to reactive oxygen species. Gene Ontology annotation, cellular component: cytoplasm.
CUGUUUCUUGAUCCGAGGAUUUUUAUAGAGAUCCUAUAUCUCAGUGAAUGUUUAAAAUGGAAUAGACUUUACAGACAUCUCAACAGCUUAUUUCACGUAUGAAUUUAUAUUCAUCCACCAGAUACAAAACAUAUUGUAUAUUGUUGUUUUGAAUUUUUCAGUCAACCUACUAAAAUUUUAAGGUUCAGUAUCGUUACUGGUAACAAUAAGAGUGACGGUCCCUGUAAAGAUGCCGUAAAAUCACAUAUAAAUCAAUAUCUAGCAUAUAAUGCUCUUACAUAUGUACAUAGUAAUAAAUAAUACCUAAGAAUUGUAAAUAAUUGUUGCAAAUAUAAAUGAUUGAUUAUUACAUAAACCUAUCUUUACUUGCUAAUUAAUCCGCAUUUAGAUAAGGCAUAGAAGUACAGAUAGACACAUAAUAAUGUGAUCUAAUAGCUCCAGAGGCCGGUGAAGCGUCUGUCGAGACAUACGGUGAUGGCGCUGACUUGUGCACUGUCACUAGCUGACUCGCGACCACACAAUCCGCCGUUUUAUGUACAUUUAUUUAUUUUAUUUGUACCUCACACGUAGUAUUUAAAUGGCGUUGGGCAUGAAUAGUUGAAUAGUAAUGACUGCAGUGCUAGUGAGCGGCUAGAGGACGACAGUGGACUCCAGAGCCCGAUGAGAACGUUAAAAAACAAUAAUGCUAAGUGUUCACAAAAUAACGUCCAUACAGCCGUAAAAAAUAAAAACAGUUUUUAGUCAAAUUAAAUAGUUUUCAAUUGUGAAGUGAAGUGGACAUAAACAGUGCGAUGGGGGACUUCAGAAUAAAAGGAGCAUUUAAGAUGUAUGUGGUGUUACUGUGCGCGAUGGUGGGCGCGCGCGGCACGGGGCCGGGCCGCUGCCCCAAGUACCCGCCGCUGCCAGACUUCGAUAUUAGAAGGAUGGCGGGCACGUGGUUCGAGGUGGAGCGCUCGUUCUACCUGAUGGAGAUCAGCACGAGCUGCACGCAGCUGGAGGUGGCCGUCACGGCGCGCGGCUUCCUCUCGCUCACCAUCACCACCGUCAAUAGAUGGAUCGGCAGUCCAUCGACGACAUACGGCAUCGGCAUCCCGAGCUACGCGGGCUCGCCGUCAUUCCGCUACAAACUCAACAACCGCAUGCCGUAUGUCCUCGGAAGAAUGCUGCCGGGCGCCGGGCAGUACUCUGUGCUGUUCACAGACUACGAGCAGUACGCCAUCGUGUGGUCCUGCACUAGUGUGAGCAUCGCGCACUCGGACCGCAUCUGGGUGAUAGCGCGGCGGCGCGAGAUCGCGGCGGGGCUGCGCGCGCAGAUCUACGGCGUGAUGGAGCAGCUGCGGCUCGACCCCGACCGGCUCAUUCUGGCCAACAACCACAACUGCACGCACGCUGAAAUAAAUACAUAGUUCCUCUUUGUUGUUAAC